Messenger RNA from Gossypium raimondii (Peruvian cotton), 2709 nucleotides. RefSeq lists its product as uncharacterized. The record is from RefSeq and is a predicted model, not a curated record. Lineage: Eukaryota; Viridiplantae; Streptophyta; Magnoliopsida; Malvales; Malvaceae. Gene Ontology annotation, molecular function: nucleic acid binding; RNA-DNA hybrid ribonuclease activity. The coding region runs from base 1 to 2709 and encodes 902 amino acids. The transcript has 4 exons.
AUGUUGUCGAGAGUUUUGAUUGAUAAUGGGUCUGCAUUGAAUGUAUUGCCCCUGCCCACCCUAGAUAGACUACCUGUGGAUAGCUCACAUAUGAAGACAUGUCAGAAUAUAGUGAGGGCAUUUGAUGGAACUGAAAGAAGGGUUAUGGGAAGAAUUGAGAUUCUGUUGAUAAUUGGCCCAACCACUUACGAGGUAGACUUCCUGGUAAUGGAUAUCAAACCUUCCUACAACUGUUUGUUGGGAAGACCUUGGAUACACUCGGUAGGGGCUGUGCUGUCAUCACUUCAUCAGAAGUUGAAAUUAGUGUCAGAAGGUCCAUUGGUGACGAUAAGUGCUGAAGAAGAUAUCAUCGCGACAGUAACUAACAAUGCACCAUAUGUGGAGACCGAUGAUGAGGCACUAGGAUGUUCUUUCCAGUCUUUAGAAUUCAUGAACGCAAUGUUUAUUAUCAAGGGAGAUAAAAUCUCGGUACCAAGAAUAUCCAAUACCACGAAGAUGGGUUUGCAGUUGAUGGUAGGAAUGAGAGCCUUGCCAGGAAGAGGUUUGAGAAGGCAUCUGCAAGGAAGAGUUGAGGCGCCAGUAUUGAAGGACAAGUUUGAUCGCUUUGGCCUUGGCUACAGAACAAAUAUGAAACAAAAGAAGAAGGAAAUAGAAAAGAGGCAGGAGAGAAGAAUGGCACGUUUGAGCGGAAAAGAAGUCAAGUGGGGGCCUAUGACCUUUCCCCACAUAUUCGAGACUUUUGUAUCGGGAGGGAUUAUUCAUCCUCAGAGAAGGAUACCGGUAAAAGAAAGCAUUAAUGAGAUGCUGGAAAAUGUUCACAUCGACGCCAUUCAUGAGGACACAAAUGAAGAAGGGACCUUAUUGGAUAUCUGUCCCUAUGAACCUGGGAGUGUUUUGAAUAAUUGGACUGCAGAAGAGAUACCCGAAGUUUUUAGAGCCUUUUCAGAGUCUUCGGAUAUUAAUGACAUGAGUGGCUCUGCGAUGGACCUAGAAAACCCUUUUGAACGAGACAUGUGUUUAGAUGGAUCUCAAGACUUUGGAGACGACAUAGAUAGUAACUUAUCUCCAGACCUGUUGAGGAUGAUAGAGCAUGAGGAGAAACAGAUCCUACCUUAUAAGGAAGUGGUGGAGAUUGUGACCUUCGAGGAAGGAAAAAUAGUAAAGAUGGGAACAUGCAUAACCGAAGAAACAAAGCAAGACUUCAUCGAGUUACUUCAGGAGUUCAAGGAUGUCUUCGUAUGGUCAUACCAAGAUAUGCCUGGUCUGAAUACUGACAUUGUAGUACAACGUCUCCCUAUAAAAGAUGAUUGCAAGCCAGUGCAGCACAAGCUCAGGAGAAUGAGGCCUGAUGUUGUACUAAAGAUAAAGGAAGAGGUGCAAAAACAGUUCGAUGCUGGAUUCCUACAAGUAGUCAAGUACUCAAAAUGGGUGGCCAACAUCGUACCUGUCCCUAAGAAAGAUGGGAAGGUACGAAUGUGUGUAGACUACAGGGAUUUAAAUAAGGCCAGCCCAGAAGAUAAUUUUCCCUUGCCUCACGUCGACACAUUGGUGGACAACACGGCAAGAUACUCAUUAUUUUCUUUUAUGGACGGUUUCUCGAGAUAUAACCAAAUUAAGAUGCAUCCUGAAGAUAUGACGAAGACCACAUUCAUAGCCCUAUGGGGAACCUUCUGUUAUAAGGUGAUGCUGUUUGGUUUGAAAAAUGCCGGAGCUACCUACCAGAGAGCCAUAGUGACCCUUUUCCAUGAUAUGAUGCAUAAAGAAGUAGAGGUCUAUGUCAACGACAUGAUUGUAAAAUCUCAGGCAGAGAAGGAACAUGUGCAAGUCCUGAGAAAGCUAUUUCUAAGGUUAAGAAAGUUCCAGCUCAAGCUUAACCCAGCCAAGUGUACCUUUGGGACUAGGUCCGGAAAGCUUCUAAGGUUUGUAGUCAGUGAAAAAGGGAUUGAGAUUGACCCAGACAAAGUCAAAGCAAUACCAGAAUUGCGUCUGUCGCAUACUCAAAAGAAGGGUCGAGGUUUUCUAGGAAGACUAAAUUAUAUUGCUCGGUUCAUUUCACAACUAACUGAGAAAUGCGAUCCCAUAUUUCGUCUCGUAAAGAAGCAUAACCCAGGUGUAUGGGAUGAAGAAUGCCAACAUGAUGAGACGGGGAGGAAAGAGAAGGCGAUAUACUAUCUUAGUAAGAAAUUCACUGACUGCGAAAUGAGUCAGAAGGCUGUUAAAGGGAGUGCAAUAGCAGACUUUUUAGCUAGUCGAGCUUUAGAAGACUAUGAACCUCUGGAUUUUCAUCUCCCAAAUGAAGACUUGAUGUGCGUGGCAACUGUUGAACAAGGUUCUCAAGAAAAUCAUCCUUGGAAACUAAAUUUCGAUAGAGCUUCAAAUGCCGUAGGAAAUGGGAUUGGGGCAGUCCCGAUAUCCCCAAUCGGAGACCACUAUCCUUUCACUAGUAAAUUGGAUUUUGAUUGCACAAAUAAUAUGGCCGAAUAUGAAGCAUGCAUCAUGGGCAUCCGUGGAGCUAUAGAACGUAAAAUUAAGACGUUAGAGGUAUAUGGGGACUUUGCGUUGGUAAUAUACCAACUCAAUGGUGAAUGGGAGACGAUAGACCUCAAAUUAGUCAGGUAUCGAAAGUUGGUCCUCGAAUUGACGGAAGAGUUUGAUGACAUUACUUUCCACUACCUCCCACGAGAUGAGAACCAAAUGCUGAUGCAUUAG